Messenger RNA from Myotis daubentonii (Daubenton's bat), 5339 nucleotides. RefSeq names its product N-heparan sulfate sulfotransferase 4. The record is from RefSeq and is a predicted model, not a curated record. Lineage: Eukaryota; Metazoa; Chordata; Mammalia; Chiroptera; Vespertilionidae. Gene Ontology annotation, molecular function: heparan sulfate N-sulfotransferase activity; hydrolase activity; deacetylase activity. Gene Ontology annotation, cellular component: Golgi apparatus.
CGGGUGCAGCCUGGGGUGCGGUGGGCGGAGCUCUGUGGAGCGGAUCCCUGCAAACAGCCCUGCCCGGUGACAUCACGGCAGCCAGGUCCCGGCCGGGGCUCCAUUAGCUGGAGGACUCAGCGCGGCUGCCAAUCACCGCGGAGCCGCCUGAGGGUCGGGGCGGAGGGAGGAGGGACCUGAGCCGCCUGCGCGCACAGCUGGCGGCGGCGCCGAGGCCCCGGGUCCCCGUCUGCGCGUCCUCCCUCUCCCCGCACCCCGUUCCCGGCUCCCCGCUCCCCGCCUGCGCGUCCUCCCGCUCCCCGAUCCCCGAUCCCCGCACCCCGAUCCCGGCUCCCUGAUCCCCGCUCCCGGCUCCCCGCUUUCGGCUGCAGCCCUGCGCCGUCCGUCCGGGGAGGGAGCUGCGUUGGCCCGGAGCGUGGAGCGCGGAGCCGGGGCUGCGUCCUCCAGCGGCUGCGCGCUCGGAAGAGACGCGGGCGCAUCCGGAGGAGCGGCGGCGGCGAGAGUUCAGGCGUCAGCGCGGGAGCCACCGGAUCCCCGAGCCCCGAGCCCCGAGCCCCAGAGACAGCGAGGAGGCGGCAGGAGUCGGGGCGCCGCCACAGCUCGAGCCCCGCGGCCUCCGCACCGGACCGCUGGCCCCUGACUGGGCAUCCUCUGCGCUCGGGCCGCGGCGCCGGCUGCCUCCCAGCUGAACUCCAGCGGCGACCCGUGUCCCCUCAGACCCCGGGGACAGAAGCGGCUGCGGUGCGUCCACAGGGACUCCACCCUCGAUCUCCGCUGGCGCCUCUGGUUCCAAAGACGGGCACGGCCCGCUGAGUCCUCUGCGGCCUGGACCCUCGGGGGAGGGACUCCGGCCCGUGUUCCUGAGACUCUACAAACACCUCGGAAAUGAGUCCGAGAACCGUUGCAACGGAGCGGCCAGGCCGUCAUGACUCCCCGUGAGCUCGUCCGGAGGGAGUGCGGGAUCCGAGUGCGGGAUCCGAGUGCGGGAUCCAGGCCACACUUACCCGGUGCUGCUGAGGGCAGCCUCGCCUGGAGGCUGGAAGUAAGAAAGAAAACGGAAACCAACGGUCGUGCUUGACGGACCGGGCCACCGUCUUCGGUUGGACUCUCUCCCCGGCCUCCCAGCUUGCCCCGCGGGACCCCUCCAGCCCUCACAUGCUCUGCGAUGGUUACAUGAAUUCGCGGGCAGCGGCACGCGCACCCUCUCCGGCUGCGCCCACGAUGGCCCGUUAGGGGAGACGCUGGGAAAAGCUCCCGGGGGGACCACAGACCAUGAACCUCCUCCCCAGGCUGCGGAGGAGCUUCCGCGCCCUCAUCGCGCUCCUGGCCGCCUCCUGCCUGGCCAGCAUCGCCUUCUCCGCCUACUUCCUCUACGCGGGCUCCCGGCAGGAGGUGGUGCUCCUGGAAGCCACCGCCAAGGCCGAGUGCGCCGACCUCAGGCUCCUGCCCUUGCGGGCCGUGGAGCCCCGGACAGCCAGGCCCAUGGACACGUCGCGCACGGACCCCACGGUGCUGCUGCUGGUGGAGAGCCAGUACUCCCAGCUGGGCCAGGACAUCGCCGCCAUCCUGGAGUCCGGCCGCUUCGCCUACCACAUGGUCAUCGCGCCCGGGAAGGGGGACGUCCCGCCGCUGACCGAGGGCGGCCGGGGCAAGUACGUCCUGGUCAUCUAUGAGAACGUCCUCAAGUACGCAGGCAUGGACGCGUGGAACCGCGAGCUGCUGGAGAAGUACUGCGUGGAGUACGGCGUGGGCGUCAUCGGCUUCCACAAAGCCACGGAGAACAGCCCCCCCAGCGCGCCGCUGCGGGGCUUGCCGCUCAGCCUCCUGAACAACCUGGCGCUGAGGGACUGCCUGGUGGACCCGCGCGCCCCGCUGCUGCGCCUCACCCGGGCGCCCCGCGUGCAGCAGGGCCCGCUGCCCGGCCGGGACUGGACGGCCUUCCGCUCCAACCACUCCACCUACCAGCCCGUGCUGCUGGCCGCGCCGCAGGGCGGGGAGGGCCCCCCGGCCGCGCCCGGCGCCCCGCUCCUCGCCACGGUGGUGCAGGACCUGGGGCUGCACGACGGCGUCCGGCGGGUGCUCUUUGGCAACAACCUGAGCUUCUGGCUGCACAAGCUCAUCUUCGUGGACGCCGUGUCCUUCCUGACGGGGCGGCGGCUGAGCUUGUCGCUGGACAGGUACCUGCUGGUGGACAUCGACGACAUCUUUGUGGGCAAGGAGGGCACGCGGAUGAACGUCAGAGACGUGAAGGCCUUACUAGAGACUCAAACCUUACUGCGCACUCAGGUUGCCAAUUUUACCUUCAACCUUGGAUUUUCAGGGAAGUUUUACCACACAGGGACCGAGGAGGAGGACGCGGGCGACGACCUGCUGCUCAGGUCCGUGGACGAGUUCUGGUGGUUCCCCCACAUGUGGAGCCACAUGCAGCCCCACCUCUUCCACAACGAGUCCUCACUGGUGGAGCAGAUGGCGCUCAACAAGGAGUUCGCCCUGGAGCACGGCAUCCCCGUCGACAUGGGCUACGCCGUGGCCCCGCACCACUCGGGCGUCUACCCGGUGCACGGGCAGCUGUACGCGGCCUGGAAGCAGGUGUGGGGCGUCCAGGUGACCAGCACGGAGGAGUACCCGCACCUGAAGCCCGCGCGCCACCGCAGGGGCUUUGUCCACGACGGCAUCAUGGUCCUCCCCCGGCAGACCUGCGGGCUGUUCACCCACACCAUCUUCUACAAGGAGUACCCCGGGGGACCCCAGGAGCUGGACAAGAGCAUCCAGGGAGGCGAGCUCUUCCUCACGGUCCUGCUGAACCCAAUCAGCAUCUUCAUGACCCACCUGUCCAACUAUGGCAACGACCGCCUGGGGUCCUACACCUUCGUGAACCUGGCCAACUUCGUGCAGAGCUGGACCAACCUGCGCCUGCAGACGCUGCCGCCCCUGCAGCUGGCCCGCAAGUACUUCGAGCUCUUCCCGGAGCAGAGGGACCCGCUCUGGCAGAACCCCUGUGAUGACAAGCGGCACAAGGACAUCUGGUCCCGAGAGAAGACCUGCGAGCACUUACCUCGCUUCCUCGUCAUCGGGCCGCAGAAGACAGGCACCACAGCCCUGUACCUGUUCCUGCUGAUGCACCCGUCCAUCGUCGGCAGCCUGCCCAGCCCCCGCACCUUCGAGGAGGUGCAGUUCUUCAACGGGAACAACUACCACAAGGGGAUUGACUGGUACAUGGACUUCUUCCCAACGCCGGCCAAUGUCACCAGCGACUUCCUGUUUGAAAAGAGCGCCAACUACUUCCACUCGGAAGAAGCUCCCAAGCGGGCGGCCUCCCUGGUGCCCAAGGCCAAGCUCAUCACCAUCCUCAUCGACCCCUCGGACAGGGCCUACUCCUGGUACCAGCACCAGCGGUCGCACGAAGACCCAGCCGCCCUGCGGUUUAGCUUCUACGAAGUGGUCACCACCGGCCAGGGUGCCCCAUCCGACCUGAAGGCGCUGCAGCGGCGCUGCCUGGUGCCCGGCUGGUACGCGGUGCACAUCGAGCGCUGGCUGGCCCACUUCGCGGCCUCGCAGUUGCUGAUUAUUGAUGGACAGCAGCUGAGGUCCGACCCGGCCACUGUGAUGGACGGCGUCCAGAAGUUUCUGGGAGUGACACCGCGUUACAACUACUCAGAAGCACUGACGUUUGACCCCCAGAAGGGCUUUUGGUGCCAACUGCUGGAAGGAGGGAAGACCAAAUGCCUGGGGAAAAGCAAAGGCCGGAAGUACCCGCCCAUGGACCCCCAGGCCAGAGCCUUCCUGUCCGGCUACUACCGGGACCACAACGUGGAGCUGUCCCGGCUGCUGCACCGGCUGGGGCAGCCCCUGCCGGCCUGGCUGCGCCAAGAGCUGCAGAAGGCCAGGUAGCGCCCGCGGGCAGGACCGCGCCACCACCCGCCGCCCAGAGCAGGACGCCAGCCCCGCUGCGGCCCUCGGCACACGCGUGCCCCGGGGAGGGACUGUGGCCAAGCCCCCCCGUCCUUUCCACAUGUGAAACCUACAUCUGCGGGCAGCGGAGCCACCGGCGCCAGCCUGUGGGAGCUGCGGGGGGCUUCCGGGCGGGGAUCCCAGCACAGCCCGUGCCUCUGGCUUCAGGGACUCGGUGACCCGGAGCCCUGACCGUGGGCGAGGGACAGGUUAGAGUCCUGGGCGGGAGACAGGACCGAGGCUGGUGUGAGCGGGGCUGAGUGGAGGGCUCCGCUUCCCUCUGUGCUUUGUUGUAAGGGAGGCCGGGUGGACCCUGCCCCACUCUGAGUGGCCGUCACUGGGUGGGUGAGCCCCCAGGCCUGUCCCUGUCCCUCCUCCAUCAGCGCCCGCAGCUCGCUGACCGCGUGAAGCUGGAGCCUCCGUGUCCAUCUGUCCUCUGAGGAGGGAUCGGCUGCAGCGCCCUCACUGGCAGGAGAGCUGACCCUGACCCGGCGCAUAGCAUCCCCGGGCGUCGUGGGUCCCCAGCGCCCGUCCGAGAUUCAGGAAACGCGACGAGACUGCAGACUCUGAGCUCUCAGCGGGUUUGUGGGAGCGUCUCCACGCGAUGCAAGCCGUCCGUGCUGUCAGCCCGGCAGGAUGCCCGGACAGGGGUGGUGGGUCUAUGGACUGGGCCGCUACCACGGGGGACAGGACACGCAGAUAAGAGGAGGGAUGUUUACGGGUCCAGGGGGCCCUCGCGCCUUCAAAGCCGCGCACGUUGGCCGUGGAAGCACGGCUUGCUGUGUGCCGUGUGGGCGCUGUGCACGAGGUCACGUCCUUCCCGCCUAUUUAAAUAUACCCGUGAGCUGAGACUGACCUCUUUCCCGUCGGCGUCUCUAACCCCAGCGCUCUGCUCUCCCGCCUCACCCACACGGGAGGUCCGGGGAGGGGCCCUUCCUGUGGCCGUGGCAGGUGCCUCUCCGUGCGGAGGGCGGGCUCGGGCCGUGGGACUUGGUCCUGUUUUGUGGCUGAAGGUACGUGGCAGCCCGUCAUCUCUCAGUGACACAUGAAGGUGACGUUUCAGCAGGACGCGCAUCACACGGCUCCGCUGGGGCCGCCCGCCCGUCCUCCUGCCCCCCGCCCCCCGGGGCUGUCCGGGGGCUGAAAUAGUAGAUCGUCCCCUGUAACCUGAGAAACUGCUCCACAGGAUUCAGUGUCUGCAGAGGGCACGGAAGACCUUUGUUUUUGAUUAUUUGUGCUUUUAUUUUAAGCGGGCGAUUCAAGUCAGAUCUAAGGGAGAAUCAAGGAUUCCUACCUGUUUUAUUUCAGAAUUCACCCAGAUGCUCCUUCCUGAUCUUCCCACGGCAGCCAGAGGCUCUUGAUCUUUCUUCCCCCCCCCCCCCCCCCCC